AGAGAGAUACAGAGAGAUGCUGGCCAAGUACUAUACAAGCCAGCCACAAAAGUCAUUAAGCCACACAGAGAGUGAGUGCGAGCGAGAGAGAUAGAGAGUGUGGGGUGCGAGUGAGAGAUGUGGCCGAAAACAAUAACAAUUUUCGAGCUCAAAUCUAAUUCAUGAUUUCAUUACCAAGGGGCGCGCCCAUUUGGCCAACUUCUUAGAGUCGAGCAGAGAAAAUCAUUUCCUGUUUAGCACUCAAUGCUGGCCAACCCGCAACCCCGCCACCCAGCUCCUCGCUCUUUCUCAGUUCCGCCCACUUUGCGCCCCCACUCUCUCGCUCUCUUUCGCUCCCACCAGCUCUAGGCCCGUAAUUGUCUUUGGGCCUUUUUUUACGGCCCAGUGAUAACAACUGAAAGUGUCACUAUCGACAAAAUGAAAAGCCAUUAAAGAAAAUUACCCGAGUUGACAUUGAGUUUUCCAGGCAUUAAAUGGCACAGUUGAGCACGCCUAUGAAGCCCUCAAUGUCCUGCUAAUCACAUGCCCUGUGUGUCGCCCUCAAAUUGAUUUGCUUUCCGGUUGCUCUCAUCACACAAAGCUCAGAUUUUCCAGUCAUUUGCUGUGAGUCGUGAACAUGAAUCAGGUGUGGCUCUUCUUCAAGCUCCUGGAGAUUCUUGCGGGCAGCGCCUGCACCUACGUACACCGCAUGGGCACGCUCCAGGAGGAGCCGAUCAGCCACAAUAUGUUCUUCUGCGGCACCUUCGUGGGCUUCGUGCUGCUGGCGGCGAUUCACUGCGCUCGCCUGGUGAUGGGAUUGCGCACGCUGCUGCGCCCGCUGCUCUUCAUCAGCGUCCUGGGCUUCUGCAUGCACGUCUUGUGCGCCCUGGUGUCCAUGGGAUUCGCCGAGAAAGACUUUCACCUGCAGUUCAUGAGCGACGUGGGCGAGAAUUCGCAUAAUUACUUCAGGGAGUGUCGACUGCAGAGCAUCAUCUCCAUGGUGACCGCCGGCAUCUAUCUGAUUGAGGGCGUGCUGGUGCUGGAUAUCAUCGUGAAGAUACCGCAGGCGGAUCAGUUCCGGAUGGAGGUGGUCACCGAGCCUCCGCCGCACGACGACGACUGGCAGAAGCUGAACAACGACGAGCGCGACACCUGGGCCAGAAUAUCAGCCGACGUGUUCCUGCUGGGCAAGGACUUCGACUACUGGCUGCGCGUCAAGUCCAAGUGGUUUCGCCAGCUGGCCGGCAAUCAGCAGAUAAUUGUGGUGCCCGAUGUGCGCUCGCACUCUGAAACUUCGGAGACUGCACUCAGCAUAAUUAGUAUGACUGACAUGUGAAGACACGGCUUACAGCACACUCGACACGAUUCAACACGACUCAACACGAUCUAGCCGAAACAAGAGAUUCAUCACGACUCAAGACGAUCAAGCAUCAUCAGGGGUUUUUAUACCAGUCAAGUUGACUCACUCAUACAAGACUAUACACGACUAGACACGACUCUCGAUGACCUAACACGACUUGGCACGACUACAAGCAGCUCAAGAUGAGCUGUCAUACAAACAUAUCGACUCGAACUCAAUGCAAAGCCAGGCAGCUUCUCACGAGCAUCAGAAGAGACGGCAUCUGACACUGACUGACUGACUAAGUCGUGCUCACGACUCACGACACACGACUCUGCACAGUCUGCACGCCUAACACCAACUUCCAUAUAAACGAAUCGAAACAGACUCAAUUUGUACUCAGCAACUUCUACACGACUUGACACGAACUGAACACGAAUCAUCGACGACACGACUGAGAGCACGAUUCGACAUGUCUAGGUAUGAUUUGACACGACUCAAUAUAUAGCAACACGUAAACACACGAACUUCUUGAGCCACACCAAUCUCUCUCCCUCUCUCUCUCUCUCUCUGUCUCUUUUCCUCCCUCUGUCUCUCUCUCCUACUUCAAAUUUAAAGUUCGUCUCUAGCUCAUAAAUACAAAGUCUGCAGUUUUUAUUUGAA
This is a messenger RNA of Drosophila mojavensis, 1981 nucleotides long. RefSeq lists its product as uncharacterized. The coding region runs from base 617 to 1315 and encodes 232 amino acids. NCBI's taxonomy places the organism in Eukaryota, Metazoa, Arthropoda, Insecta, Diptera, Drosophilidae. The transcript has a single exon. The record is from RefSeq and is a predicted model, not a curated record.